GUCACAGUCUGCCUCGGCCGCUCCGCAAUACAAACAUCUGCACAGAUUCAACCAUGGAUCUUGUGCUGAAGGUUGCCGACUAUUACCUGUUCACACCGUAUGUGUACCCUGCAUCGUGGCCUGAGGACGGGGCGCUCCGCCAGAUCAUCAGCCUGCUGCUGGUCACAAACCUGGGGGCCGUGGUCCUGUACCUGGGCCUGGGCGCGAUCAGCUACUACUUCAUAUUCGACCACAAUCUUAUGAAACACCCACACUUCUUAGAGAAUCAGGUACGGAGGGAGAUCAAAUACGCAAUGACCUCUCUGCCAUGGAUCAGCAUUCCCACGGUGGCCUUGUUUUUCGCUGAGGUCAGAGGAUACAGCAAACUGUAUGACAAUGUCAACGAAUCUCCCAUGGGUUGGCCUGGCGUGUUUCUCAGUAUGAUUUCCUUCCUGCUUUUUACCGACAUGUGUAUCUAUUGGAUCCAUCGGUUCCUGCAUCACAAGCUUAUUUACAAGCUGUUUCACAAACCGCACCACGUGUGGAAGAUCCCCACCCCCUUCGCCAGUCACGCGUUUCACCCGGUGGACGGUUUCCUGCAGGGGCUGCCAUACCACAUCUAUCCGUUCCUCUUCCCGCUCCACAAGGUGCUCUACUUGGUCCUGUAUGUUUUUGUCAACAUCUGGACCAUCUCCAUCCACGACGGCGACUACCGGGUCCCUGGCCCUCUGGUGGACAUGAUCAAUGGCUCGGCACACCACACCGACCACCACCUCUUCUUUGACUACAACUAUGGACAGUAUUUUACUCUGUGGGACCGCCUGGGAGGCUCCUACAGGCACCCCUCAGCACUGAUGGGGAAGGGCCCGCAUGAUGUGAUCCGGAAACUUGCAGCCGAGGGGAAGUUAAGCAAAGACAGGGUUAAGGCCAAAGGGCAAACGAACGGGCAUGCUAAUGGAGUGAGCGCAAGUAAAACGGAGUAGCUGUCAACAGGGGAGCGAGCCAGGUUGAUUACUAUUUUGUACGCCAAGACCUGAUUUUUAUACAUAAUGAACUGAGCAGGAAGUGAGCGAAGACAAUGCACUGCACCCAUACACACCUCGCAAAAAAAAAAAAUGGAAGCCAAUCUUCCUGUACUUGCCAAACAUUAACCAUUGUGAGAUUUGAUUGCUAGUGGAUUAAGUGUGUGCAAGAUGGCAGUCCAAGAUUGGCAUUGUUGGAGAGAAUACUUGGGAUUGCUGUACGUUCUCAGACUUAAAUCGCGCCGAUAGUCACAGGGAACGUCGACAUCUGUGACACUUGUGGUCUGAAUUUGCCUGCUGCUGGUGUUGCUGAUAGCAAACCAAAUGAAACAGGGCAGAGCAGUGAAGUAGACAAAGAGGUAAAAUCCCCUCUCAAAACAAGAAAACCCGGAGUCAAGAAACUUAUGGCACCAAGGCAAUCUCUAGAGCUGCUGCAUUGACAGUAAACUCUGGUUUUCCUAUUUGUUGUCAGUGGAGCAGCUGUAAGAGAAAGUUAUGUAGGUGGUUUGAUUCUUUGGUUUUGAAUUCUGUGAGGGUCGCUGAUAUUCGCAAAUCUUGAUAAAGAUCUUCUACAUCGCUAGAAUAAACUCGUGAUGCCAGGAGUAGCAGGUAUUUUCAGUACUAGCUGGGGUUUGGCUUAUUCAGUUGCAUUACAUUAACUUUUCACUCUAGUUAAACACUUUUUCUGCUGAGAGGGUAAUUAUAGUGAAUGUGCCGGGUAUGGAUGAAAGCGUUUAUUGUGUGGAGGUUUUAUGAGUGUCAGGGUUUUUCAGACUUUUUUGUGUUAAUUCGGUGGUAAUCUAAUGUUGAACUAAUGCGCUGGUAAUUUUAUGCUAAUUUUCUCAUCACCUUUUCUCCCGUGUUUUUGAGUUAAAUCGAGGGAAGUUUUCUGCACUGUAACUAUUUCUGUUGAAUGAAAUUACAGUGAAAUUAAACUAUUCCUCAUUUUGCUGAGGACCCCCCUGGUAGACCCUCAAGGACCUCCGGGGGUCCCUGGAUUCCACUGGAUUCAACUGGUUUAGGCCUCCAGAGUGCACAAAUCAUGUCUUCUUCCUUGUUCUUAGCCAUGGCUUCAUUACUUCAUGAAAAUAUAGAAAUACAGAGUGUUUUUUGUCCAGCGGGUGAUUUGGUACUGACUGGAUGUCGGCCCUUUCAAGAGGAUGUUUAUAGCCAAACUGGGGACAUAUGUUUUGUAGAUAAACAGCAAUAAUAAAACAAAAAACAUACAAUGGACUUGAAAUAUUUUAACAGAGAUAUUUCUGGAUAUGCUGUGAAAUUAAAAAGGUCUUUGACUCAU
Myripristis murdjan (pinecone soldierfish) is the source of this 2298-nucleotide messenger RNA. Its product is annotated as lathosterol oxidase-like. The transcript has 5 exons. Gene Ontology annotation, molecular function: iron ion binding; oxidoreductase activity. Gene Ontology annotation, biological process: lipid biosynthetic process. Lineage: Eukaryota; Metazoa; Chordata; Actinopteri; Holocentriformes; Holocentridae. The record is from RefSeq and is a predicted model, not a curated record. The coding region runs from base 54 to 962 and encodes 302 amino acids.